Clupea harengus (Atlantic herring) is the source of this 4923-nucleotide messenger RNA. It is a transcript of the gene slc7a1a, whose product is annotated as solute carrier family 7 member 1a. Gene Ontology annotation, biological process: L-ornithine transmembrane transport; L-arginine import across plasma membrane. Gene Ontology annotation, cellular component: plasma membrane. NCBI's taxonomy places the organism in Eukaryota, Metazoa, Chordata, Actinopteri, Clupeiformes, Clupeidae. Gene Ontology annotation, molecular function: L-lysine transmembrane transporter activity; L-ornithine transmembrane transporter activity; L-arginine transmembrane transporter activity. The record is from RefSeq and is a predicted model, not a curated record.
UCGUCCCUGGAAAUGGGCUACAGUUGCAGGGGUGUCUGAAGAAUAGAGUUCAGUGAUAGGUCUCGCUUUCUCUCUCUUGCUCUCUCUCUCUCUCGCUCUUUCUCUAGUGCUGUGUGCUAGCUGAAGCCUUUGUGAAUUCUGUCAGGUUCAGUGAAGUCCAAGCCUUGGCUCCUGCAUGUCCCGCAUCUAGCAGCGUGUAGCAGAAGAUAGAACAACGGAACCAUGGUUCUCCAUAAGCUACUGGACUUUGGCAAGCAGCUGCUGAGGGUGAAGGUGGUGGACUGCAGCAUCGAGGACUCCCGUCUGUCCCGCUGCCUCAAUACCUUCGACCUGGUGGCGCUGGGCGUGGGCAGCACCCUGGGCGCAGGCGUCUACGUCCUGGCGGGCGCGGUGGCUCGGGAGAGCGCCGGCCCCGCCAUCGUCCUGUCCUUCCUCAUCGCCGCCCUGGCGUCUGUGAUGGCUGGGCUCUGCUACGCCGAGUUUGGGGCACGCGUUCCGAAGACGGGCUCGGCCUACCUGUACAGCUACGUCACCGUCGGGGAGCUCUGGGCCUUCAUCACCGGCUGGAACCUCAUCCUCUCCUACGUCAUCGGGACCUCCAGUGUUGCUAGGGCAUGGAGCGCUACGUUUGAUGAGCUGAUUGGCAAACACAUCGAGGCCUUCUGCCGCCUGAACAUGCCCAUGAACGCCCCCGGCAUCCUGGCCGAGUACCCCGACAUGUUUGCAGUGCUCAUCAUCAUCACGCUCACAGGCUUGCUAUCCUUUGGAGUGAAGGAGUCGGCCGUAGUAAACAAAGUGUUCACCUGCAUCAACGUGCUGGUGUUGGUGUUCAUGGUGGUGUCUGGGCUCGUCAAGGGCACCCUAAAGAACUGGCAGCUGGUGCCCGAGGAAAUCCUCAACGGAACCAACUCCAGUCUUAAUGGGACUGAUCCUGCCCUGGUGGGUGUCGACCUGGGGGUGGGCGGCUUCAUGCCCUACGGCUUCACCGGCGUCCUCUCUGGCGCUGCCACCUGCUUCUACGCCUUUGUGGGUUUCGACUGCAUCGCCACCACAGGUGAGGAGGUGAAGAACCCCCAGAGGGCCAUCCCUAUCGGCAUCGUGUCCUCGCUCCUCAUCUGCUUCGUGGCCUACUUCGGCGUGUCGGCCGCCCUCACCAUGAUGAUGCCCUACUACAUGCUGGACAAGAACAGCCCUCUGCCCGUGGCCUUUAAGUACGUGGGCUGGGAGGGGGCCACCUAUGCCGUGGCCGUGGGUUCCCUCUGCGCCCUCUCCACCAGCCUGCUGGGCUCCAUGUUUCCUCUUCCACGUAUAAUCUUUGCCAUGGCCCGCGACGGUCUGCUCUUCUCGUAUCUGGCGCGCGUGAGCGAGAGGAGGACGCCCAUCAUGUCCACCAUGGCAGCUGGUGCCAUGUCCGCGGUCAUGGCCUUCCUGUUUGAUCUGAAGGAUCUGGUUGACCUCAUGUCUAUCGGCACCCUGCUGGCCUACACACUCGUCGCAGCCUGUGUGCUCGUCCUCAGGUACCAGCCUGAGCAUCCAAGCAUGGCGUACCAGAUGGCGAGUACGCAGGAGGAGGUGGAGCUGACCGAGUCCAUGGGUGCCCCCAGCAUGGUCAUCCUGCCCGGGGCCAACGAGCGCUUCAGCCUCAAAACCCUGCUCUUUCCGGAAAACUCCGAUCCCUCACCCACCUCAGGCUUCUCCGUCAACGUCUGCACCAGCCUGCUCGGGCUGCUGAUUCUGACCUUCAGCAUCCUGGCGGUGCAGGGGGGCGCGGCGUGGUGGAACAUCGUGGCCCUGAGUGUUCUGUUCAUGGUCUGCCUCGGCCUGGUGUUCAUCAUCUCCAGGCAACCGCAGAGCAGGACCAAACUCUCCUUCAAGGUGCCUCUGCUCCCCUUCCUGCCUGUGGUCAGCAUGUUUGUGAACGUCUACCUGAUGAUGCAGCUCGACAAAGGCACCUGGGUCCGCUUCGCUAUCUGGAUGGCUAUAGGCUUCGUUAUUUACUUUGGGUAUGGUAUACGACACAGCGCUGAGGCCGGUCUCUCUCGCAAGAUUCCCGACGAGGAACUCAGAGACUACAAGCCCAUCUCCGCCAGCAACGGAGACGCCCGGGCGUCCCCUGAGAAAGAGGCCUUCCUCAGUAACGGCUUAAGCGCUAGAGCCGACGACGACGAGGGCGACCUCUUAGAGUCGUCAUAAAACAAAACACCUUCCCUGUAAAUUUUAUACGAAAGAAUGUAUAUUUGACACCAUGGGAUGUCUACAUUUUAGAUACACGGAAACCUUUUUCAAAACCAUUACCUGAAGGAGAGCCCACCUCAGCCCAAAGGGAAACCUUGUCAGAGACAUGUCUGUGUGACUUUCAUUCGCCUAGCUGCCUCUCUGCAUGAGAGAGCAGGGGCUCUUUGACAGACGUUUCAGCAUUUGAAGGCUGCGGAGUUGCCUGGAUGUUACGGUGUGUGUGCCGCAAGCUCAGGUUUAUGAUACUCUGCAUUUCAUCUCCAACAAACCAAAAAAAAAAGAAGAAAAAAAAGCCAAAUGAUGUGUGUAUGUAUGUAUGUAUGUAUGUAUGUGUCAGAUAAGGGCUCACCUGGAGGAAGGGGUUGAGAUAUCGCUCAGUUUGUAUGACAAGUGUUAUCAAAUGGAACAGGAGAUCAAGUAUUAACUUAGUAUUAGCGAUUAACAUUUGAUUCUUUGCAAGGCUUGCCUUCAUCAGUCCCUGAUGAACAUUUCAGUUAUUGAUCUACGGGUGGUAUAUUUUUGUGGGCAUGACUUGAUUUUUUGACAAUCCAGUAGAGGAAGACUCAUCUGUCACAGAAUACUCAAUAGAGUUUGGACAAUAGAGUCUGGACGUGGCUGACACAAGUAUUUUUUAGCCAACACCCCAAGAGCUUCACGUCUCUGCAUCAGGUAGUUAUAUAUAGUGGUGUUGUCAUGAAAUGAAGCUGGUCUGAACAAUGUUCACAGUGCUGGAUACUGUGUUUUUACACUAGUCGACCUCAGCGCCUUAUGUCUAAAGUGUCUUGUUGGUUGAAAAUUGUAUGUAGUUUUAUCUCCUUAGUUUACUUUUCCAGAAACAUGUUGCACAUGAGGUGUACAGAUGUAUUAGUGAGUUAUGUAGACAUGCUUAGCAGUGGCGAUAUUGUACAGACAUAUCUCUGGGAGACAGUCCCCUCUUUGUUGUUUUUCCUAAAGGUCUUUACCUUCGACAGUCAUAAAAAUAGUACCAAGCGAGAUAAGCCAGAGCAUCAAAAGACAUUAGACAUUAGGUUUAGGAUGUUUCAAAUAUAUCAAACAUGCUGAUCAUUCCCGACCACGUUUAGACCCUGUCCCCUUUUCUUUAUCCUCAGACGCAUUUCGCAAUAUCCGUCUGGCUCUAUUACACUGUCAGAAUUGUCUGGUCAGCAUGUAGGUCAGCAUUUCAUGAGUUUUCACUCUUUGCAUUUUGUAUCCCAGACAUACUUGCUUCUAUUGGCGUUUGCCUAUUAGGAAAAAGGUAACGUUAGCCUUCUAGCACAAUUAGCUAUGCAUACAAAUGUAGUCAGACUUUUCUGUAUAUAAGAUAUGGUUCAUACUUGCUCUAUGAAUGAAUGAAUUUGUAAAUGGCAAAUUGUGCUUUUGUAAAAGCUAAAAUUGAAAUUAAUGUCAAGAUGCAGCUACUGGCUGUGCUAGAUUGAGAAGAGAUGUUUUGUGGUUUGUGUAUAUUGCUCUCAUUGUCUAGUGUCUGUGCAAAGUGUCUGUGUUGUUCUAUGUUGUGCUAUUUUGUAAAAAAGAAAAAAAGAAAGGAAGCAGUUGUUUCUUUAAUCUCUCCACAUGAAUGGUUGUGUUGCACUAACACUAAAUGUAGUAUGUAUAUCAUAUCAUAGUGUGUCAGAUAUCAGUGUUCAGUAUCAGUUUUUUAUUGUUAUUAUUAUUUACAUUAGAUGUGAAAAUUAUAUUGAGCAUAUAUAUAUAUAUAUAUAUAUAUACACAUACACACACAUAUAUUAUGUACCCUAAGGCAAUACACUAUCUUAGAGUUAGGUUGAAUGUAUACCCUGGUACAUUUGGUUUGAUAUUUUUCAGCAACAUAGUCGGACAGAGGGGCCGAGAGAAUGAUGUUUUUGUCGUGAACAAAUAAUAAUUAUUUAUGUAUGAAGCGUCAGUAUUGCACAACAUGUUUCCCAACGUGUCACCAGUCUAAGAAUGUUUGACCCAAGGCCAGCUGCACAUGUUUGUUUUCAGUGGCCUGAAAAACAACAAAUAAUAUCACCAAAAUAACCUGGAACAGCUCAGUGGGAUUUAUAUAUAUAUAUCCGUAGUGAACAAAACAGUACAACACAUUUCAUUAUCUCCUGUGAUGGCUAAUUAUUAAAAAAAUUAAAAGUUAAGAGUAUUCAGUGAAUAGCUGAACUUGUGGAGAUAUCAAGUACUAACACCAGCUCCUGAGUGGCUAUCUGUUUUAAUCAAAGGUCAGGGGUCAAGUUUGCCUUAUCUGUUGUAAUCAAAGGUACAUCUUAUGGACAUUCUAAACUCACCUUAUGAUAAAGUUGUUUUAGGCUAUGAAAGCUGUGGUGUGGUCUCACUGGAAGAUUUGCAAUGGAACGUACUCGACCAAACCCACACUGGCUUCAGGUACAACACAGGCGUAAUAUUGUAUAACGUCUGCUUAUGAUUAUUUAGUGUGACAUUUCUCCCUGUUUUGUCGUCUUUGAGACAAAGACUGGUUUCUGUCAUGUAGACUGAAAAGAGUGUGAUGCUUCCAUAAAUACCUGAGAGCACAGGUAACACAGCGGGAAGCUCUAUGUUUAUAUGUACUUCUGCACUCUACAAUACUUGUGAUAGGCAGCAUGUAAUGAGAUGAUGCUUGUAUUGUUUAUUUGUCAUGGCGUCUGCUUUGUUUUCUGAAUUCUUGAAAUGAAGCAUUAAAUGCUACUAACUGCACCUGGA